AUGUUCUCCAGCAGCGGACGAAUAUUGAAGCGGCUGGCGGUGCUAGAUUUUGACCAUACGGUCUGCGAACACAACACGGACAUUGUGGUGCGUGAUCUGCUCGGUCCGGGAGGCAUUCCCCCGGAUGUGCAAAGCAUACUGCGAUCGUGCGGUUGGAUCCCGUACAUGCAGCGCAUCUUUCGGUUGCUGCACCAAAACGGAUUCCAGCCGAUGGACAUUGCCUCAGCAAUACGCGGUAUACCGGAGGUACCGGGUAUGAAGUCCUGCAUUGGCAACCUGGUACGGCAUGGGUUCGACGUGAUCAUAAUCAGCGAUUCCAAUUCGGAGUUUAUACGAGUGUGGAAUGACUUCAAUGACAUCGGCCCAUACAUACACACCGUGUUCACGAAUCCGGCUCGUUUCGAUAGCAGCGGACUGUUGGAGCUAAGGCCGUACCACUUCCAAACGGAGUGCACGCUCAGCUCGAAGAAUCUAUGCAAAGGCAAGAUUUUGAACGAUUUUUUACGGCGCCAGCACGACGAACGACAGAUCGAGUACGAUAAGGUGUUUUAUGCGGGCGAUGGCAAAAACGACGUUUGUCCAAUGCUGCGGCUGGGCAGCAAUGGUUAUGCCUGUGCGAGACGUGGAUUCUCCUGCCAUGAUGCGCUACAGAACGCAAUCGGGAAGCUGGAACAUCCGUACCCGGCGAAGGUACUGCAAUGGACGGAUGGGCACGAGCUGAAUGACCUCAUAUGGACUGAACUGGAGGACUGA
Anopheles marshallii is the source of this 753-nucleotide messenger RNA. RefSeq names its product pyridoxal phosphate phosphatase PHOSPHO2. The record is from RefSeq and is a predicted model, not a curated record. Gene Ontology annotation, molecular function: phosphatase activity. Lineage: Eukaryota; Metazoa; Arthropoda; Insecta; Diptera; Culicidae. The transcript has a single exon. The coding region runs from base 1 to 753 and encodes 250 amino acids.